CUCUUCCAUCAGACAUGGAGACCAUAUUCUCUUGUUUCAUUAGGAACGGAAUCCUUGGAUAGCGGAGAAUAAUCUGUAAUUAGCCGAUUUAGGAUACUUCGGUCAUGGCAAUGCUUCGAGUCGUUUGUUUCCCCUCGCGGGAGGACAAAUCAAUCAUGUCAAAGGCAAAGGCCACCAAGGCCCAGCAGCCCGCUGUUAUACACAAAGUGAUCAUGGUGGGCAGUGGAGGUGUGGGCAAAUCUGCUUUAACUUUACAAUUUAUGUACGAUGAGUUUGUAGAAGAUUACGAACCAACAAAGGCCGACUCGUACCGAAAGAAGGUUGUGUUAGACGGGGAGGAGGUCCAAAUAGAUAUCCUCGACACGGCGGGACAGGAGGACUAUGCCGCCAUCCGGGACAACUAUUUUAGAAGCGGGGAAGGUUUCUUAUGUGUAUUUUCAAUAACAGAACAAGAGUCAUUUCAAGCGACGGCAGAAUUUAGAGAACAGAUUUUACGGGUGAAAAAUGACGAGAACAUUCCAUUCUUGUUGGUCGGUAACAAAGCAGAUUUAGAAGAUAAACGCCAAGUCACGAUAGAAGAGGCACAGGGACGGGCGCAGCAAUGGAACGUCCCUUACGUGGAGACGUCUGCAAAAACUAGGGCUAAUGUUGAUAAAGUUUUUUUCGAUUUAAUGCGAGAGAUCCGAUCGCGAAAGAUGGAAGCGAGUAAACAAAGUAACGGCAAGAACAAGAAGAAAAAGGACAGUAAAAAACGAAAAUGUACGAUUUUGUAAAAAAGUAAAACGUUUGUGCAAUCGUGGCAAAUAAUGUGCGAUACCAGUUGUGACGACGGACAUUCGUCUCUACAAGUUAUAUGCUUCACUCCCGGGAAUGAUUUCUGAAAAAAACGUAAAAUAACGUAAUCACAAUGAUAUGGACGAUUUUGUAAAAAUGAAAUGAAAGUUUCUGCAGUGGUUAGCAAUGACUAGACAUUACAAGUUACCUUGAGGGGGAUCCUUCGAAUGUGCAGCCCGGAUAUCAAUCGUUUCUGUGGGAUGUUAUGAUUUGUCAAGGACACAAAAUACUCUUCAAGUGGUUCAGAUUUCGAAAAACGGGAACAGUGUGGCAUUUUGACGACGGAUAUCGUGAUGCCUGUUGUCAGAAAUUCGUUUGUUUUUAAUGUCUGGUAUUAGAAACAAUGAUACAAAACAAUCAGCUCCACUCGAUGAAGUCGACCGGAGAAAAAAUCAACUGAUUCUCAUUCGUGGAUUAAAAUCUGAACCUCUUUAUCAAAUGUGGCUAGGAGUUGGUUAUUGCAGAAAUGACCUCUUUCCUGGCUUGUCUGCAUCAUAGCAAGUUCGAGAUCGACCCUAUGAUUCUGAAGGCUUGAUAGAGGUUUAUGGCACUGGACAAGGCAUUCUGUGGUGUAGUAGCUUUGAUGUCGUGGCUGGGACUCUCGACUUGUGGUCAAGAGGUCCUGGGUUCGAUCGCCACUGUCGGCGUGAGACUGUAGGCAGGUCUCUCUGUCUACUUGUCUCUCUGCACCCAGGUGUAUAAAUGGGUACCGGUCAGAAGUGCUCAUGGUUGAUUAGCUCAUCUGAGGUAUACUGUGAAAGGUUUCAGGACAGACGGGGGUUAAAGUGUACAGUCGUAUGAUAACCCAUAUUGUAGGCGAUAUCCGACUAUGAACCCCAAAUUUUAGCUUCUUAUUGGUGAACCAACAUCUUAAACAUCACCUUGCAUAUAUGCAUUUCUCUGUCAAGAUUUGUUCCAGUCCAUUUGGAAGUUGUUUUGUUAAAUCUGAACGUAGCGUCAAUUACCGGGUAACGUGUUGCCAUGGUAACGUGUUAUUCUUGGUAACGUAGUGUUACAUUCUUGAUAGUGUAGUGUUCUCUUGGUAACGUAGUGUUGCUUGGUAACAUGUACUGUGUUUGCUCAAUGUGUUGCCAUGGUUACGGUAUGUAGCACGAGUCGGUUUUUCUUAAACAAUUCAGCAAAAUAGACCUGUAACCGGCCAAAUUUUUGCCAAUUGCCAUAAUUUCUGAAAGAAAAAAGUGUUUUUUUCGCUAUUUUUAUCAACGCGGAUCUAAGUAAAAUCUUUGUCGGGAUUGGGUGGGCAAUUUUGUGCUUGCCGAGUUAUGAAUUUCUGUAAUAAUGAUAUAUCCGUCUGGGCUCGGCCUUGAGGAUAGUUCUGAAAUGAUUGUGACGCAUAACAGUAGAACCUCUCUAUUGCAGACACCCUUGGGACAGACAAGUGCUGUCCUUGAUAGAGGCGUCCUGAUUAGAGAAGUCAAAUCAGAUGGAAACCACCAAUUUGUGUCCUUAAUAGAGAGGUUUUCCUUAAUGGAGAGGUGUCUGCUAAGAGAGGUUCCUCUGUAUCUUGAGAUGAAAUUUCCUGUAGCCCUGGGGUUGAAUUCAUUCACUGCUAGGUCCCAAGGGAUGCAGUACAUGUAUAUUGGUUGAAUUAACCACCAGAACUGCGUGUUGAUAUUUUGUGAGUGACGUUACUGACUUGUCUUGCGCCAUCUUGCGUCUAUUUCAGUCAAUAUUUUUACCGUUUUAUCCUGAACAUGUGGCAUGCUUGACCAGUGAAAACUGUUGUAAAUAAACUGUGUGAUUAUCGGAUGAAAUUGAAUUUUUUUGCUAAAAUGAGCUACAUCUGACUUAUAUUUAUUUUUUGCAUCUCUGGCCUAUUUUUGCUGCCAUAGCCAUAGCUUGUAACAAGAAUUGAUAAAUAGAUUUUAUUAAUUGUUGCUUGUAAAGAGGAUAUUUUAAUGAGCGUAUCUUAUUCUUUUGCAAAGCCUUACCAUAACAUGGUGAAGGACUGAUUGCGGCUGUGGGUUGUCUCUGACCACUGCAGCUGCGAGAUACAGUUGCCUGUUGAUGCCUACUGUUAAAAUUAUCCAAAUUCUGUUCCUUAAUAUUGUGACUUGUCACGACACAACAUUGAGAAAUGAAACUAUGAAUUCGACUAUAUUAUUUACAAAUGUAUAAAACUAGGAAAUUUUCAGUAUUCUGAUCUGAUUAUUGUUCUGAAUGAGUGAUGAUAAGAUGUAGUGUUGUAGCUUGCUUCGAUUAAAUGCCCAAUUAUGCAACAUAGAUAGGUCCCCCUCCUAAUGACUUGGCGCCUUUUAAAGCUUUGAUUGUGUGAAAUAUCCACUCGGGAAGUCUUUCAUAAUUAGUUUGAUAUUAGUUGUUGUAAUCACUGCCAAUAUCGCUGCAUAUUCAAGCUAGCUGUCAACGGCGAUGUUUCUUUUUAUGACAAUCAGUUCCAGUCAUUUACCUUACAUUUCAAUUACAUUUGCAGAUAUGAAAGAUUUGGUUGACAUUCUUUCCCAAUAAAAAUCUUUCACCACUGCUCUAACAAAGAUAACAUUCUGAUCGAAGAGGAUGCAGAGCAUACCAAAUAUCAUGCUAACUUUGUCACCUGGCCCUGGUUUUUCAAAGCUCCGCUAUCUGCUAACGGUGAUUAGGCAACUGCCAAACCACAGUUAUCUUUAUAGCGUGUUGCCAAAUUUGCCACUGUCCCACCGCUAAGUUAGCAGAACCUCAAGGGCUCUACCAUGGGGUUCUGUCAAAUUUUAGGGUUCGGGGUUCCGCCAAGUUUUAGUGGAACCCCAAGGGUGAUGAUGCAGCAUGUUAACCCUUUUGCUGUAGCAGCCCUUUUAUGGCCGGGGCCAUCUUGAGCCGACAAUGGAGCUUACUUAUAUCUUAAAGGUGGAAACUAUUCAAAAGUGUCACCAUCUAUACGAUUUCUAUCAGGAUGAAACUAACGUUCCUCAAGUGAGUUUGGCGUGUUUCGAGAGGGCACGACCAAGUGUUGGUAUACUGAAAUAUUAGUGGGGCAUGAUAUGCUGUUCGUGUCAAAGGGGCAAGUACAUGUCAUGCUAUGCACAUCACCCACAGCAAAAGGGAAGAAUAAUCUUGUGCAAAAAACUUAAAUCUUACAAAGCAAAGAAUAAUCUUGUAUAAAAUGCGUUUAUAAAGAGUUGUUGAUGAGUAUGUAGUGCAAAUCUAGGUGAAUACAAGCCGCAUAUGCGGGUAUUAUCAUGCAGAUAAAUGUUUAUGUUUUUCCAACUAAAUUUUAGUGAUUUAUUUUAAAGGGACAAUAUAGGCAGCAGCUAGGUAGGCAAGAUAAAGUUACACAAAGGCGCCAAGAGGGGUCUCUCACAUCUCACAGUACAUCGAAAUGAUUCACGCUUGUACGAAGAAUGUAUUAAGUGCUGAAUCUGACAUGACCCAGUACCAUUACUGUAUAUAUUAGUCCCCGGAAGAUGGCCAAAUUAGCCCCUCUGCUCCUGCCUAUAGUCCCCCUUUAUCUUUUAGUUGUAGGACCAUUGAGUCUCCAGCAGAUGUUUAUGUUUUAUUAUGGGUCGACUUGUGCGAGCAGUUGACUUGUAGAUCAUAAUCGAAGGGGUACGCUGUUAAUAAUUACUGGUGGUCCAGGAAAAUAGAAACGCAGUUAUACACAAUGCCGUAGUGCAGUAAGUUUUAAUGCAAGCAACUUCACUGAAACUUGGUGUAUAUAGUACAUGUACUUGUAUAUCUGUCUAUACAAAGGCAAUGUUGAAAUUUAUAUUCAGUACUAAUGACACUGUCUCAUAUCUUUGUUACACUGGUCGUAAACUUUAUCACCAACCACCCCGAAUUCAGGUGUCUGGUACUCCAAGCAAUCACCAGGAGGCACUGUGCACCACUUAAGUUAUUCUUGUCGAAUUGGUGGCAAAUUCUUUGACCAAGGAAACACUUUGACCAAGGAAAUUUGUUCAAAGGUCGUGCAAAAAUCACCAGGAAUUACACUUUCUGUUGCUGAUUUACACUUUUUCACCAAGGGUUUUGCACAUUGCUGGACUCUUACGUUAUCAAUACUCACGGAUCAGGGCCCAAAACCUAACUUUAAUAUAUUUUUCUCCUGUACAGAACCUUGGAUGUAGUGUAGUCGAUAAUAAUCUUGUUAUUUUCGUAAGUGAACGCACUGGUCGGUCGUCGUGAAAUCCGAGGACCCCAUGUGCACUGGCCAAGUGGGCAAAAUUUUGCAUGUCAAGAUGAAUUUUUAUGAACCGGGCAGAAUACUACACAUUUUGCAGUUGGUUGAUGACAGUGUCAGUCGUUUUGUGAUGAUUUUACAAAAAGCUGGCAAUUUUCUUUGGGUUAUCAGAUGUCAAAUUGAAGUUGGUCUCGCUUAUUAAAGAGAUUCUUGCCGACAAUUAUAUAGUUUGGACAUUGUGAAAAUAUAAAAUCUAGUGAAACCCCUCCAUUAAGGACACUCUCAAGCUCAGAUAAGCUGUCUUUAAUAGAGAGGUUUCCUUGUUACAGUUAUCAAAUUGAAUAGAAAUUGGCUCUUUCUUAUCAAAACCAGUGUCGGUAAUCAAGUGGGUGUCCUGCAUGUACUUACAGAGGUGUCCGUAGUGGGAGGUUUCACAGAACACACAACCACUGCGGUCAUUUUUAGUCGGACAGUUAAUUAUAUUCCCAUCUGCAGAGAGUCAUUUCGGGAAAAUGAGGAUAAUCAGUUGAAAAGUGUAAGUAAAAUUGGCAUCUGGGAAAGUGUCAUAAAUGUCCGCAUCGUUUGUGUCUCAGUGGGGCGAUCCAUUGGUCGGAUUUCUUCAAAGUUUGGUUUUUAUUGGUCUUCUUCUCAAAACAAAACAGGAUUUUCUCAUUUAAGUAACCAUGGUAACGAAAAAUUUUCCGUGUGCAUUCGUGUACAUUGACAUAAUGCAUUGAAUUCAGACAUUUUCCACUCUGUACGGUUAACUUCGUGACCAAUCUUGAUGAAAUGUUCAGGUUGUUAUUUUGUUGUGUCGAUCUACUCAUGUACCAAGUAUGAAUGAGAACUAUCCAGAAACAAAAUAUGGCCUAUCCAGGUUGAACCCUCAAAAUGACCAUUGGACUUUGCUGAAGAAUCUUCAUGGAGAAUGCUGUACCCCUAAAAUCCUGUUUGGUUUUGGGGCAGGUAUCAAUAAAACCCAAACUACAAAGAAAUUCGACCUGUAGUCCACCCUCCAGAGCCCCACGGACAUAAAAUGGUGAAGCUACGAAGACGAUUUAGGUUCUUUUUACACACAACUUUCAUGCCUGUAAUAUUGAUGCUUGAUGAUAAUAAUUAUUGUAUAUAUAAAAGAA
Messenger RNA from Lineus longissimus, 6102 nucleotides. Its product is annotated as ras-related protein Ral-A-like. The transcript is spliced from 5 exons. Lineage: Eukaryota; Metazoa; Nemertea; Pilidiophora; Heteronemertea; Lineidae. The record is from RefSeq and is a predicted model, not a curated record. Gene Ontology annotation, biological process: Ras protein signal transduction. Bases 105 to 773 code for a protein of 222 amino acids. Gene Ontology annotation, cellular component: plasma membrane. Gene Ontology annotation, molecular function: GDP binding; GTPase activity; GTP binding.